AUGAAACAAAUUAAUCCCAACACAAAAAUUACCAGGGAAUUUGUAGACCUUGACGGAGUGAUCGACGGACCCAGAAGCAAGGCAAGUGGAAUUAGGGCUAAUUGCCAAGGCAGUGACACCUUCUUGGUGAUUCCGAAGAAUUUUCGGAGUAAAAGGGGGCAGGGGCUGAGGCGUGCAUAUUCGGUAUUCUCUGUUGAUGCUGCAUUGUUGGUGUAUUCUUUGGAUGAAGGGGGCAGGGCUCAGGCCUUACUAUUCCGUGGGAAGAGAAAGAUUAGAGAGAUGCAGCAGUACGUCAACCAUUUCAGCCAUCGCCAUCCCUUAGAGCUUUCAGAAGUGCAUGAAGAAAAAGAAGAAAAAGGAGCCAUUUGCUCAGGUUGCGAGCUAGAAAUUACAGGAGGUUCAGCCUACACUUGCACAAAGCCAAAAUGCACAUUUAUCCUGCACAAUGCAUGCUUCGAGCUUCCCCGUCAGGUCCGCCACAAAUCGCACCCCAAGCACCCGCUUUCUCUCCACUUCUCUCCGCCAUAUAGCGACCGGGAAUUCAGAUGUGAUGCGUGUGGAAAUUCGGGCCACGGAUUUACCUUCCAUUGCAAAACAUGCAAAUUUGAUCUUCAUGUUGCAUGUGCUUCCUUGCCUGAAAUCGAGCACCGGGAAGAUCAUGAACAUCCUCUUUCGCUAUUAUAUUCUAGUACUCCACUGCCUGCAACUGUGGUACCCAUUUGGACUGUAUCUAAGCGAUUCAAGAAUGGAGUAUGUAAGGGUUUCGAUAUCGAUAUUUUGUUUUGA
Fraxinus pennsylvanica is the source of this 786-nucleotide messenger RNA. NCBI's taxonomy places the organism in Eukaryota, Viridiplantae, Streptophyta, Magnoliopsida, Lamiales, Oleaceae. The record is from the annotation of a GenBank genome assembly.